This is a messenger RNA of Penicillium canescens, 603 nucleotides long. Its product is annotated as guanylate kinase. NCBI's taxonomy places the organism in Eukaryota, Fungi, Ascomycota, Eurotiomycetes, Eurotiales, Aspergillaceae. Gene Ontology annotation, cellular component: cytosol. The record is from RefSeq and is a predicted model, not a curated record. Gene Ontology annotation, molecular function: GMP kinase activity. The transcript has 4 exons. The coding region runs from base 1 to 603 and encodes 200 amino acids. Gene Ontology annotation, biological process: purine nucleotide metabolic process.
AUGGUUCCCAGUGCUGUCCAAAAGUUCCGCCCAGUCGUGGUCUCUGGUCCCUCGGGAACUGGAAAGUCGACUCUCCUAAAGAGACUCUUCGCUGAGUACCCUGACACUUUCGGAUUCUCUAUCUCCCACACUACUCGCUCACCCCGUGCCGGCGAAGAGGACGGCCGCGAAUACAACUUCACCACAAAGGAAGGGUUUCUCGAUCUCGUCGCACAAAACGGAUUCAUUGAGCAUGCCCAGUUCGGCGGCAACCACUACGGCACAAGUGUGCAGGCUGUGAAGAACAUUGCGGAAAAGGAGAGAAUCUGUAUCCUCGACAUCGAGAUGGAGGGUGUCAAGCAGGUGAAGAAGACUGAUCUCAAUGCCCGAUUCUUGUUCCUGGCGCCGCCUUCGUUGGAGGAGCUGGAGAGGCGCUUGCGGGGUCGGGGUACGGAGACCGAGGAUAGCCUGCAGAAGCGUUUGGCGCAGGCGCACAACGAGCUUGAGUACUCCAAGCAGGAGGGUGCUCAUGACAAGAUCGUUGUCAAUGAUGAUCUGGAGAAGGCAUAUUCGGAGCUGCGCGAUUGGGUUGUCGACGGUGGUCGUUUUGGAGCAUCGCAAUGA